AUGGCUACGCGCCCUCCACUUCCCCAUCAUGGGUCUCACCCAGGCCCAGCGCGCCAUCAUCUCACUCGACUACACGUUCCUCAAUCUAUAUCGAUUUCUCCUGGAUAUUUCAGCGAACAAGCACUUUUUACUCCCGGCCCGAACACCGCACAAGUUAGCCAAGCCGCGUUUAUGGCAAACAACUUCCCCCAAGGUCCCCAAACAGCCUUUCUUCUAAAUACCCCAGGUCCCACACAAAGCACGUUUCUCGCGCAGCAACAGCAACCCCGGCCCGGACCUAUGCACCGGCAUCAUGCCAGUAUCGCAAUGGGAAUGCCUUUAACGCCAGGUGGCGGCGUAUUUCAGCAGCAGCAGCAAUCCCAUUUUGCAUCUAUGGGCGCUCAAAAUCCUCCACCAAUGGGCGGCCUUGGUGUACCACCUUUUGUACCCAGAUCCAGACGUACAAUUAGCAUUGGCGGCCCUCCCAAAGCAGUGUUGGGUGGCCCAAACAGGAAGACGAGUCCCUUGCCACCUACACCAGCUGGAGAGAAUGCUCCUCCUCUUCCAGACGUAAAGAGGAAAAAAUGCACAGUCAGGUUACCACUGGAGUCGGAUCAGGAACCCGAAGCUGACGCCGGGGAUGCUGACGAAUCUGCCAAGCGAACAAGGUCACUUUGGUCGAGAGAGCCUGUCCCACCUUCUCAGCUACCUCCCCAAGUUACGCUUGAUGAUCAGUUAGACAUCAUGUCCAUGGAGCCGCACCCCGAGCAUAUCAAACAGGGGGAGACAUUAGCUCCCAGAAUCAACCUUUCCUCCAAGAUACACUGGGAUAUCAUGCGCCAGGAAAUAAUAGAGCAGAAAUUGGCCAAGCUGGGCGUCGAACGAGGGAGUGGCGCAGCAUACUUGCCAUCCCAGGCACAUGGUCGCGCGUUCUCGCGUGGUGAUCAAGAAUGGGUUGCUGAUAAAUUCUUAUCUGGGAACCAGAUUUCUACUCCUGCGGACCCCAGUCUUUUGUUUUCCAAGCUCAAUAAGCUUCAAGCAUCCCAAUCGCCCUCUUCGACAUCGUCGCCCGGCCCCAACAGUCCGUUCUUCACCCAACCAAGAUUACCUCAGCAUGGUUACACCCAGUCACUUGCUGUUAAGCCUCAAUUCGGAUUCAGCCCACAACUCAACGGAGCAUUGGAUCUUACAACUCAAAAAUCACCCAACUUAUCUACUUCCGUAUCCAUGGUCUCGGAUAGUGAGAGCCAAGGUCCCAUCCUCCAUGCACCUCAGGGAAUCGUCCCCGUCCGGGCUACCGCUCUUUCCCGCCCUGACUUUAUUCGUGGAUUUGGAUUAGACGUUACCGAAGAGGAGGAUGAAGGUCAAGAGGACGAAGAAGCCGCGGACACACAGACCCCAUCCGAUGGAGACGAGAAUGGCAGCAAUGUGCAUCACGAUGCCAACGGUGGUUUCACCCAGGCCUUUGGACAGCCGUUCCCAGUCAAACCUGCUCCUCUUGCUCAUAGCCAGCCCGAACCCACAGCUGACGAGGAGGACGCGGACGACGAGGGCGACGAUUCAAUGACUGCAGCAGCCCACAGCAGACAUCACUCGCGCCACCUUUCUCAUGCUUCUCUUCGAUCCUUGGGGAGGCGUACAAUGUCUGAGGAACCGCCGGCGAGUCGCGGCGUGCGCGAGGAAGAUCUGCCUGAAGGCGAAUCGGAAUAUGAACAAUCUCAGGCUCGUUCCGCUGUUGAGACUUGGGAUAUGCCAAAUGAUACUCCAGAAGUUGCUGAGUCCGAUUCUGGUCACUACGAAGAGGGUCUUGAUGGGGUAGCUGACUGGACUGGAUCGGAUACAGAGAGCACUGGCGAAUGGUCCAAUCCUUCCGACGAGGAGCGAGCGCGUGAGGAACGCAGGUUGCGCAAGAUGAACCGUAGGCAAGAUAGCGUCAACGUCCCCCGACGAAUCCCCGAAUUUCCUCAUCCUCCACAUGUCCCUGCUGAGCCAUACGUGCCUAUGCGCGUGGAGCGUGCCCAAUCGGAAGACAUCGUAUCCAAUCCCAGCGAGGAGGGAUUCGUACACAUUCAGACACAUGAAGAUGGUCAUCUACACCAAUCAGGCAACCUAAGCCCUCGUCCGUUCCGACCUUUGCCUCCCGUUCCUCAAUCGGCUUCCCAUUCGCGCCAGCCAUCCGCAAACCUGAUUUUCAAUCACCCUGGAAGUGCAGAGUUGCGACACGUAGAAAGCGGCCCGCACAGCCGUGGCCAAAGCUUGGUCAGUCAACCCGGAGCCAAUCGGGAUGCUCUCAACCCACUUGCGAAACCUUUUGUAUUUGGAUCUAUUCGAGGCAGCUCGACUUCGUCCAUACCUAUUUCACAACCCGUGCGCGGAAGCGUCGGCUCUCCCUCGGAGUUUGGCCCCAUUGCUCCUCCCCCUGGUGCUCAUUCGCGACAAGCUUCUGUUUCGACCGCCGCACCUGCGCCAACCACCACCAAGCUCAAUGCCGGUGCUGUGGAAUUCAAGCCCAGCGGAGGGAUGUUCUCCAACGCGUCAUUCACUUUCAAGCUCCCACCGGGUGUUCCUACUCUUGCCUUUGGUUCCGGAGACUCUACUUCGCGCCAUUCCCUAGUCGAGCCACCCCUCCAAUCGCCAGCCCGCGCCACCCAAGGCCGCGAGAAGCGCCAACGCAGGAUAUCAGAUGGCGUUGGUCUCGAAAACACGGAGCUCGACUCUCCAGUCGAGCCUAUGCAAAAAGAUACUCCUGGCCGAGAUAACAUCGCUACAUGGCGUUACCCUCAACCUGUUGGAAGCCCAGCUGUUGUCCUCAAGACGGAAACCACCAUACCCAAGCCCAUGCUCAACCCGGCCGCCAAACCAUUCUCAUUUAAUGGCCCGACCACAUUAUCCCGAGCGACCUUGCCUGCGGAUACCCCUCAGCCGUCAGUCAUUGCGCCGGUCGAAAAGACGCCUCUCUCCAUCUUUGCUCCUCAGAGCAAACGCGCAACGUUGCCUGAGUUUGCACUCCCAUCCACCGGGAACACCGUUCCUGCUUCCGUAUUCAAAUCAUUGGUCCAAAGCGAUGGUCCAACUCGUCCAACUGUUCGCUCCAGACUCAGCUCCCGGGAAGCAUUCGAGGCACACUCCAACCGACCCUCGCUCGACGACAUCAACGUGCCUUCUAUCUCAUCACGCAAAACCUCGAAACCGAUCCUUACCGUCCAGAACCCGAAUACGCCUCCACAGCCGACUACCGACGUCUUUGGACCGAUACACUCAUCGGCGCAAAAACCAUUAUCCAAGUCACCUAUCCCAGGAUUCCUCAAGCUUGGUCCUCCACCUCGUCGUCCAUCCCCCUCGCCUGCCAAGAGCCGUUUGUUCUCUCCAAACCUUGUUCCAUCAUCGCCUUCAGACAUUGGCGCGGGUGACUCCGACAUUCAAACUGCAGUCCAGAACGCCCUCGAUGCGAAACUGGACUCUUGGCGCAAAGAGCUAACUGGCUCCCUGGCUGGCGUCCGCGAUUCAAAGGAGACCCGCAAGGUCAACAACUUGAGCGGUCCCUCUGAACUUGAUUUGGAGUUGAUUCGCAGUACGAUCGAGUCUGGGCAAGUCACCACACGCUCGAUGCUCCAACGUGAACUUGGUACGAUGAUGGAGCGAAUGGAUUUGAUCUCUGCGGCCCAGGUUCCUCAUACCUUGGAUUCGUCUCGUAUCGCCGAGGGUCUAGGCUCGAGUGUUCUGCAACCACUUGCUCAACUUUCCUCUCAGAUCUCAUCAUUGCAAGAAAACAUUCAUCAGCAGAAAGCUGCAGCUCAGCAAGAUCUCCUUGAGCAAUUGACUUCUGCACUUCGUCCACAUCUCGAGGCUGCUCGUGCGGUGCCUAUCGACACAGAAGCACUCACUAUUCAACUCUCCCAGGCUGUCAAGCCACAUAUUUCGCAGCUUAUCGACCUUGCUUCUGAUAAACGCGAGACUGCUACCCUCAUCGUUCAGCACUUGACUCCAGCCUUGAACAACAUACAGCCACCAAAAAUUGAUGUCAAUAACCUCGCCACGCAGAUUGCUUUGGCCCUUAAAUCGGCUAUUCCACCUCCUACCGACCCACAUGUGAUCAAAGAGCAUGUUGCUGACUUGGUGGUCGAGCGACUUGACUCGCGCCUUGCAGUUCGUGAUAGCUCUUACAAUACGGAAGCUAUCUCGAAGAGGGUUAUGGAGGCAUUAGUUCCAAUCCUUCAGCCCACUGAGCUUGCAUCGGCCGUAACCAAGAUCGAUGAGAUGGCCAAGCACCAGGAAAGCGUGUUACUAAAGACUCAAGACUUGCUCAAGGCCCAGGAAGUGCAGUCCGCAGGGCUUGGUGGUCUCCCCAAGUCCUUGGAAGAGGCCAUUGCUACGCUCAAGUCUUCUCAUACUGAGUUUAUCGAAAAGCUUCGCUCGUUUACACCGCUAGACGAGGUGCAGAAGAUUGGGGAAACCAACCUCGAGUUACACACCCAACUUGGGAAUGCCCGUGCUGCCCACGCACAGGUUUGUGGCGAGAAGGACGUGCUUGCGGAUCGCCUACGAGCUGCAGAGCAGGAGCUAGCCAGCUUGCGUGCUGCCGCUGCUGAACGCGAGUCAACUUCAACUUCUCAAGCUACCGAACUUUCGUCCCUCAAGGUUAAAGAAGCAUCAGCUCAAGCUGCUCUCUCCGAGUCUCAGGUCAAGCUUGAAAGGUCGGAAUCACUUCUCCGUGUCAAUCAGGACCGUAUCGCAUCUCUUGAAAAGACCAACGACGAACAGAAUCAGCAGAAUCAUGAGCUUCAGUUGAAGGUGAAUACGCUAGAGCUACAAGUCACCUAUGCGACUCGGGAUCUUGAGUCGUCGAAACGAAUUGUUUCUCAGCUCGAAACUCAGCGAAACAACCUUAUGGCUCAGCAGAAGCACUGGGAUGACUUGCGCCGGACCGCUGAACGUGUUGAGAACCUUUGCCAACAGAUGGAGCGUGAAGACUCGGAAGAGGUAGUUGAGCUCAAGCGCACGGUGGAUGAAAAUAAGAUACUCCAGGGCGAGCACGCGUACCUCAAGAAGCGUUACGAUGAACAAGAGCGUCGCAUUGCUGAUUUCACUCGAGGUCAACAAACUGCGAAGCAAACAAUAACUCAGGCUCAACAACAGGCCGCUGAGUGGGAACGACGGGCAAAAGAAGCCGACACUGAGCUCGAUACCUAUCGUUCGCGUGCCGAAGAGCUUGAAGAUGCCAACACUCGGUUACACCAGGACUUCACGCAGUUGCAGCUCAAAGUCAAGGAUCUAACUGAAACUGAAGAGAAGCAGAAACAACAAAACCAAACCAUGCAAAACCAGAUUGUGGCACUAGAGCAUCAACUCGAUGCCCUCAAGACGGAGCUUGCGGAAACCGCUCGGCCCCAGACCCCGGUUGCACCCAUCCCCCAGCGCAACGGUGUUGUGACUGGUCUUCCGGUCGGGCUGCCUAGGUCGAUAUCUCGUCUCUCCCAGGGAACACCAGUGUAUACCCCGACUCGACAGGGUCCCGUGGUAUCGCUGCACGGGACCAACGGGUUGACCAACGGGAAGUUGGACCUCGCUAGUGAACCUACAAGCGCAUCGUCAUCUGAAGGAGUAUGGGCAUCUAUGCAUGCCCCUUCCAACGAUGGGCUUGCUCCUCCCCAGACCCCUCGCCCAAGCCAUGCACGGCAAGCCCAACACCAUCGCCCCCGUGUACCGUCACCAACCCACAGUGUCGUCUCUUCAAUGACACGCGAUGAGGAUGGCUGGUACAGCUAA
Rhizoctonia solani is the source of this 5745-nucleotide messenger RNA. Its product is annotated as pyridine nucleotide-disulfide oxidoreductase. Gene Ontology annotation, molecular function: microtubule motor activity. NCBI's taxonomy places the organism in Eukaryota, Fungi, Basidiomycota, Agaricomycetes, Cantharellales, Ceratobasidiaceae. Gene Ontology annotation, biological process: microtubule-based movement. The record is from RefSeq and is a predicted model, not a curated record. The transcript is spliced from 6 exons. Bases 1 to 5745 code for a protein of 1914 amino acids.